AUGGAGAGCAGAAAAGUUACCAUGUUAGUGACAAUAAUGAUAGUUAUGAUGAUGGGAAACCUUUUAGACCAAGCAAAGGCUCAAACAAAUUCUUUAGGUCAAAAAGAGGAUAAGAAAAUCCCUUUUAUUCAGUGUUAUCCACCUUGUCUUCUAGUGUGCAAGAGUAUGCACAAGUUUCCAGCGUUUCUUAAAUGUCCAUUUACAUGUCUUAAAGCCUGUCUUUUUCCUACUUCACCUACUGAUCCAUCUCCAUCUCCCACCCAAGUAAGUUUGCUUUUUUUCGAAAUUCCUCAAAUUUAUGAAAUUUACUAA
Molecule: messenger RNA, 312 nt
Organism: Eruca vesicaria subsp. sativa (arugula)
Lineage: Eukaryota; Viridiplantae; Streptophyta; Magnoliopsida; Brassicales; Brassicaceae
Source: the annotation of a GenBank genome assembly